AGCGCCCGGGGCGAGUGAAUCAUCCGGGCAGCGCGCGGCAGCAGAGAGCAGCGCGGAAAAAUGGCUGAAGCGGGCACGGGCUUUCUGGAGCAGCUCAAAUCCUACAUAGUUUCGUCUUGGACUUGUCUCUGGACCGUGUGGUUCUUCAUUGUGCUUUUCCUGGUCUACAUCCUGCGUGUGCCCUUGAAAAUCAAUGACAAUUGGAGCACAGUGAGCAUGUUUUUGAACACGUUAACACCAAAGUUCUAUGUGGCCUUGACAGGCACUUCCUCACUAAUAUCGGGGCUUAUUUUGAUAUUUGAGUGGUGGUAUUUUCGCAAGUAUGGAACAUCAUUCAUUGAACAAGUCUCAGUAAGCCACUUGCGCCCCCUUCUGGGAGGUGUUGACAACAACUCCUCCAACAAUUCUAACUCCAGCAAUGGGGACUCAGAUUCCAACAGGCAAAGUGUCUCAGAAUGCAAAGUAUGGCGAAAUCCACUAAAUUUAUUUCGGGGUGCUGAAUAUAAUCGGUAUACUUGGGUGACAGGACGAGAACCUCUGACUUACUAUGACAUGAAUCUCUCUGCCCAGGACCACCAGACAUUCUUUACUUGUGACUCGGACCAUCUGCGUCCUGCAGAUGCGAUAAUGCAAAAAGCCUGGAGAGAGAGAAACCCUCAAGCUAGGAUUUCUGCAGCUCAUGAAGCCUUAGAGAUAAAUGAAAUUAGGUCCAGAGUUGAAGUUCCCCUAAUUGCUUCCUCUACCAUCUGGGAGAUAAAAUUGUUACCAAAGUGUGCAACUGCUUAUAUUCUCUUGGCUGAAGAGGAAGCAACAACCAUUGCUGAAGCAGAAAAGCUGUUUAAACAGGCCCUGAAGGCUGGAGAUGGCUGUUACCGUCGUUCUCAGCAGCUACAGCAUCAUGGAUCUCAGUAUGAAGCCCAACAUAGACGAGACACCAAUGUCUUGGUCUACAUCAAAAGAAGGCUAGCAAUGUGUGCCAGGAGACUCGGGAGGACCAGGGAAGCAGUGAAAAUGAUGAGAGAUUUAAUGAAGGAGUUCCCCUUGCUGAGCAUGUUCAACAUCCAUGAAAACCUUUUAGAAGCCCUUCUAGAACUACAAGCAUAUGCUGAUGUUCAGGCAGUCUUAGCAAAGUAUGAUGAUAUAAGCUUACCAAAGUCGGCAACAAUAUGCUAUACAGCUGCCUUGCUAAAAGCGAGAGCUGUCUCUGACAAAUUCUCUCCUGAGGCUGCAUCUCGGCGGGGGCUGAGCACAGCAGAGAUGAAUGCAGUCGAGGCCAUUCAUAGAGCUGUGGAAUUCAAUCCUCAUGUGCCAAAAGUUGUUUCAGCAGAAUAUUCAUCAGUUUCUCAGUAUCUACUAGAAAUGAAAAGCUUAAUCCUACCCCCAGAACAUAUCCUGAAGAGAGGCGACAGUGAAGCAAUAGCGUAUGCAUUCUUUCAUCUGGCACACUGGAAGAGGGUAGAAGGGGCUUUGAAUCUUUUGCAUUGUACGUGGGAAGGCACUUUUCGGAUGAUCCCUUAUCCCUUAGAAAAAGGGCAUCUGUUUUACCCUUACCCAAUCUGCACAGAAACAGCAGACCGAGAAUUGCUCCCGUCUUUCCAUGAAGUCUCAGUUUACCCAAAGAAGGAGCUCCCCUUCUUUAUUCUCUUUACUGCUGGAUUGUGUUCCUUCACAGCCAUGCUGGCCCUCCUAACACAUCAGUUCCCGGAACUUAUGGGCGUCUUCGCAAAAGCUAUGAUUGACAUUUUCUGCUCGGCAGAGUUAAGGGACUGGAAUUGCGAGAGUAUUUUCACAAGUGUUGAAGAUGAACUGGAAAUCCCACCGGCACUUCAAUUUCAACAUUUCCAAAACUGAACUCAUCACCCUUCCUCCCCCACCACCAAAACUGCUCUCCUCCUGUAUUCCUGAUCUCCGCCAGUGGCACUGCCACGCACUCAGUUACUCAAGCCAGAAACUCAGCAGCUCUUCCCUCCCUCACUCCUCACAUCCCAUCUUUAUCAGCCUCUAAAAUCUGGUGGGUGUAACCUGCUAAGCCACUAGACCCUCAGUCAAAGUAAUUCAUGUCUUUUCUUUCUCCCCCAUGGCCCCUCUCUCAAUUUAGGUCUUCAUUAUUUCUUGUCUGGACUCCUACAAAAGUCUUAUCUGGUCUCUUUGCUUCCAUUCUAAUCCUUUGCCAGUCUUUCUUUUAUACUGAUACCGAAAUAAUCUUCCUAAAUUGCAAAUCUGAGCAUGUUACUUCCUUGUUUGAAUUUCUCCAAUGAUUUCCCACUAUCUUCAAGAUAAGGUACCUACUCUUUAUGAUCUGGCCCUUGCUUGCCUCCUCAGCCUCAUCUCUCCCAACUCUUGUAUUGACACUGCUCUUGGGCCAUAGUGAAUUACCCACCCUUCCCAGAUGCACCAUUGUCUUGUACACCUCAGUACCUUUGCACGUGCUAUUUUCUCUGCAUGGAAUGUUCUUCCCCAUCACCACUCCCACUUCUCCACUCUACUAAUGCCUGUUUAUUCUUUUAUACUCAGCUCUCUAAGUUUCUCCAAAGCUGAGUUAGAUUUCUCCUCUAUGAUCCCAUAGAAUUUCAUUAAUACCUAUAAUAUCACAUUUAUUGUACUAUUACAGAAUUGUUGGAAACUUGUCUGUCCCCCUUUUAGAAUGGGAGCUCCUUGAGAGCAGGACUGUGUCUUCCUCAUCUCUGUAUCCCCAAAGCUUUGCACAGUGACUUGCACAUACUAGGUUUUCAAUAAAUGAUUAUUAAAUAAAUAAAUGGUUGGUUUCUGAAGAAAAAAAUCAAUGUAAAAAUCAGAUACAGCCUAACAUUUCUUCUUUUCUACUUAUAAUCAUAGAGUCUUAAAGUUGAAAGGGACCUUAAACAAAUUGCCUUCAAUAGUAGGUCAGUUUGGAGGUCAUCUAGAUUCGUCUUAAAUACUUUCACCAGUGGGGAGCUCACCCAUUUAACAUUAAAGCCCAUUUCAUUGUUGGAUCACUCAGAACUUUUCUUUACAGUGAUAAAAUUGGCCUUCCUUUAACUUCCACUAGUCCUAUUCUGCCUUCUGAAACUAUCAAGCCUAUUUCCUCUUGCAAAUUCUUAAUACAGCCAAUACAUUUAUGGCCACCUCUGACCUCUGACUGACUACCUCCUCUUUUCUCCAGGCAGAGAUCUUAAAUUUUCUUACAUCUUCUGUACAUGGCAUGAUUUUUGUACCCAAUAUCUUCCCAGUCGCCUCCUUGGAUGCUCCCUAUUUUAUUAAUGCCUAUGCUAUUCAUUCUACUCCUAAGCUAACCUGUGAGUAAUACUAGUUGCCAAACGUCUAAGAUUAGAGUACAACUUAAUAAAUUUUGAAAUAAGUAUAUUUACAACAUUAGACAAUUACUUUUCCUACAUUUUAUACUC
Artibeus jamaicensis (Jamaican fruit-eating bat) is the source of this 3383-nucleotide messenger RNA. It is a transcript of the gene ST7, whose product is annotated as suppression of tumorigenicity 7. The transcript is spliced from 17 exons. Lineage: Eukaryota; Metazoa; Chordata; Mammalia; Chiroptera; Phyllostomidae. Bases 61 to 1851 code for a protein of 596 amino acids. The record is from RefSeq and is a predicted model, not a curated record.